UAGUUUUUUUCAGAUAGCAUUUAUCAUCCUGUAAAUGACAUAUAGUGCUAGCUGAUGGUCACACAACAGCAGUGAAUAUCACGUAUAGGUAGAGUGUGUCAGAUAACAUGACUUACAGGGUGUUACACAUGUCUGUAGUUUAUGAUGGGCCUGAGCAUAUAGGGGUUUUCUCUGAUAAGGCGUUGGGUUUAUAACAGUGGUUAACAGAUCAUAUUGGGUUGCUAUUUGUCUUUGGCACUUGAGAUGAGCGCCUGUUGGAUACAUAAGUCUGCCCAUUAAUGGAAAAGGAUAUACAGGGCUAAGAACUCGGCACCGAACGUUCAGGCUACAGCUCUGUCUUCCCUUUGGAUAUAGAGGACUACAGUUGUUCCUGGUUAUACCGCUCUGCUCUUUGGACUCGCAGCCCUGCAGGUGGGCAGUCAGCAUCCCCAGAGGGUGCUUCGGUGUCCUCCGGGCACAGGGAUGGGCUGCGCUCCCAGUAUCCACGUAUCUCAGAGCGGGGUGAUUUACUGCCGGGACUCGGACGAGUCCAACUCCCCACACCAGACGACCACAAUCUCCCAGGGAACCGCCGCCACCCUGCACGGGCUCUUCAUUAAGACCGACGCUGCUGACUCUAUCCCCUCAGUGCUCGCUUACCAGAACCGCUACCCGCCUGCCACACGCACCGGCUCCCGCAAGGAGCGCAGAGACCCCGGGCAGCACAACUGCUUAGAGGCCGAGACCCAGACCAGCAACACCAGCGUCAAGCAGGCAUCCACAACAGAACUUUGGUUGGGACCUAUGAAACUUACACAGGAUCCUAUUCAGGUGCUGCUAAUAUUUGCAAAAGAAGACAGCCAGAGCGAUGGGUUCUGGUGGGCUUGUGACCGAGCCGGGUACCGAUGCAAUAUUGCUCGGACACAAGAAUCUGCUGUUGAAUGUUACCUGGAAAAACACCAUGAGAUAAUUGUCAUAGAUCACAGACACUCAAGAUAUCUUGAUGCAGAUACUGUUUGCAGAUCAAUACGAGCAACAAAGCCAUCAGAACACACUACAAUUCUUGCUGUUGUUCCACAUCCAGCUUCUGACCAAGAUGAAAUGUCUGUUCUCCCGCUGCUGAAUGCUGGUUUUAAUAGAAGGUUUCUUGAGAAUAACAGUAUGAUUGCCUGCUACAAUGAGCUGAUUCAAAUAGAUCAUGGGGAGGUGCGAUCUCAAUUCAAACUGCGGUCUUGCAGUUCAAUAUUUACAGCCUUAGAGCAAUGCCAAGAAGCCAUAGAAAUAACAAGUGAAGACCAUGUCAUACAGUAUGUAAAUCCAGCCUUUGAACGGAUGAUGGGGUAUCACAAAGAUGAACUGAUUGGCAAAGAAGUUACUGAGUUACCGAAAAGUGACAAAAACCGAGCUGAUCUCCUGGAUACCAUCAACACAUGUAUCAAACAGGGAAAGGAAUGGCAAGGAAUUUAUUAUGCUCGAAAGAAAUCCGGUGACAGCAUCCAGCAACAUGUAAGAGUAACCCCAGUGAUUGGCCAAGGAGGGAAGAUCAGACAUUUUGUGUCCAUCAAGAAACUCUGCAAUGCCAGUGACAACAAUAAGCAGAUCUACAAGAUAAAUCGAGAAGAGAAAUAUUCUGGAGACAACGCACUAACAGAGUCCCACUCAUUCAGACAUAAAAACAGAAGGAAAGAGUCUGCCGACGUAAGGUCUAUAACUUCUCGAAGCAGUGAUGCACCAAGUUUACAGAACCAUCGAUAUUCAUCUAUGGCACGGAUCCACACAAUGACCAUAGAAGCUCCUAUAACUAAGGUCAUUAACAUAAUAAAUGCGGCCCAAGAGAACAGUCCUGUUACAGUCGCAGAGGCUCUGGACAGAGUUCUGGAAAUUCUCCGUACAACAGAACUCUACUCUCCGCAGCUGGGCACCAAAGAUGAAGAUCCGCACACCAGUGAUCUUGUAGGAGGUCUGAUGACUGAUGGCUUAAGAAGGCUUUCUGGAAAUGAGUAUGUUUUCUCGAAAAACAUGAAUCAAAGCCAUAGUCACCUUCCAGUUCCAAUGACCAUCAGUGAUGUUCCACCUCGUAUAGCACAAGCGCUGGAUGGCGAGGAGAACUGGGACUUUAACAUAUUUGAAUUAGAAGCUGUAACACAUAAAAGGCCACUAGUUUAUCUUGGUUCAAAAAUAUUUACCUCUUUUGGAGUCUGUGAGUUUUUGAAUUGCUCAGAAGCCACCAUGCGCUCCUGGUUACAGAUGAUUGAAGCCAAUUAUCAUUCAUCCAAUUCUUACCACAACUCUACACAUGCUGCCGAUGUUCUCCAUGCCACUGCGUACUUCCUUCAAAAGGAUAGUGUGAAGGCAAGUCUUGAUCAGUUAGAUAAAGUGGCAGCUCUGAUUGCUGCCACAGUCCAUGACGUAGAUCACCCUGGUCGCACCAACUCAUUUCUGUGUAAUGCUGGUAGUGAACUAGCAGUCCUGUACAAUGAUACUGCAGUAUUAGAAAGUCACCAUGCAGCCCUUGCCUUUCAGCUGACUGCAAAGGACAACAAAUGCAACAUUUUUAAGAAAAUGGACAGGACUCAGCAUCGAACACUUCGUCAAGCUAUAAUUGAUAUGGUUUUGGCAACUGAAAUGACUAAGCAUUUUGAGCAUGUGAACAAGUUUGUGAAUAGCAUCAACAAGCCCAUUGCAGCAGAAGACAGCAACUCAAAUAGUGAAGGGAGUGAUUGUGAAUGCUCCACUAAUACAAAGAAUUCACCUGAAGAUCGAAUUCUUAUUAAACGCAUGAUGAUUAAAUGUGCAGAUGUGGCCAAUCCCUGCCGCCCUUUGGAUUUGUGCAUUGAAUGGGCAGGAAGGAUUUCUGAAGAGUAUUUUGCACAGACAGAUGAAGAGAAGAGACAAGGCUUGCCGGUUGUGAUGCCUGUGUUUGACCGACACACCUGUAGCAUACCAAAGUCUCAAAUAUCAUUUAUAGACUAUUUUAUUAUGGAUAUGUUUGACGCAUGGGAUGCUUUUGCAAAUUUGCCCAACCUCAUACAACAUUUAAGUGAAAAUUACAAGUAUUGGAAAUCAUUAGAUGAGUUAAAAUGCAAGAGUCUCAGGUGUUCAUCUGAAUCAAGCAAAUGAAGGAAGAAAGGAAGAUCAAACGGUGACCUCUCGACCUACUUACACUGUGAAUCAUUUAAUAAUAUAGCAAUGCAGAACAAAACGAAAUGGACAUUCUGUAAAAUGAAUAAAGCAAGCCUAUAACAGGCUAGGCAAGAGCCAGUUGUUAGGGUACACUGGUUGGCAUGGAUAUAAAUGAAGCAUGCGUUUUUUCACUAGAGUAUUCUACAAUACUUUUAUUACCGAUCAUAUUUCACUGUGGAGCCAAAUAAGGGCACUUAGGAAAUGUUCAUUUUAAAUUGGUAACUAAUAGAUCUGUAGUUAUUUUUUUUUUUAUCCCUGAAGACCCUUAACUAUAAACUUCAAUCUGAUUUAUAAAUAGAAUAGAACUAUACAUUUUUAAUAUUUCCAGCAAAAAGUUUUGUCUGCUUUCCAGCUAGUGUGUGUUUAAGUAACAGGAAGUGCAUAUUUGUGCAACACUGUGUAGACUUGGAGUGUCAGAAAGCCUCCCACAUACAGCAUCUUAUAUCCUUUAUCAACACAUUGUACAAAUAAAUCUGUUAACAAUCUCUACCUAACUUAUUUUUGUGUAAUAUUUCACUUUAAACCAACAUAGAAAUGGAAAUUAUUAGCAGAGGUGUUGUUUAGAAAUGAACAUAAGCCAUAUAGCUACAUCAAAAUUGUUUGGCCAAUAGUUUUUGCUUUGAAUUAGUCACUGUGUGUGCGCAUAUAUAUAUAUAUACACACACACAUCCUAUAGUGGUCCCAAUAGUUGUUGAUUUAUAGGAAAUAUUAAAUAUAGUUUAAAUGUAACACUUACAGGUAUACAGACUUUAAGAUUUUAAAACUAUCAAAUAUCUAAAGAAAGAAAUAUGCAAGGAAACGACUUCAAAAUUCCAAAUAGAAAACACAAUUGUCUGAUAUAAAAUAAUUUAAUGUUAAUAUUAAACACCCCCACAUAUACACACAUAUAAAUUCAAGAAUAUGGAUUAAAUACAAUAUACUGUUCUACCAGACAUGCUUUAUUAAGGUAGGUGCAGCGUAAAAUGCGCCUGCAGAACAAAUGCAUAUUUUUGUAUUUCUCAUAAAUUCACUAGUCUAAAUGCAAGAUCUGCAUAUUUUAGUAAAAUAUUUGUACAGUCUAUACUAACACAUAAACCACUGCAAACAAAAAUAUUUUUUUUAAACACUGUACUCUUCAGGUUUUGAUAACUUUACAAGCUGUGAUUCAAUAAAACUGUACUACACUGUCACUAAAGCAUUGCUUAAAAGAGCUAAGAGCCAUAUCAGGCAGUUAUAUAUUGCUGGCUCCAACUGGACUGAAAACGUUAAACAGUUAGCAGCUGGUUUGACUUUAUUAACCCCUUGGCAACCAAGGUGUUAAAAGAUGAUUAGCUGCUAGUGACUUGGUUAUGACAACAAGGUUGUCAGCACGUAGUUACAUAAUGUGCCAACACAUUUUAUAUGUUUUGUACCAAAUAAUUUCAAAACUUUACACGCAGAGAAAUGUAUAUAAGCUAUAUUUUAUUAGAAUUGUAAUAGAACACUCCUUUAACAUGACAGAAUGUUUGCUUUGUACUAUAAUGCUGUAUUGUGUUAACUUGAUGUUUAUUUGAGAUAUUUCUGUAUACAUUAUAUAGUGAGUACAUUUCAAAUUUAAAAGAAAUACUUUUUGUUGGAUCUAUAUUUCUUUUGACUGUAAAAGUGAUAUCACUCCUUUUCUUACGGAAAAGGGCUGUAAUCUAUUGAUGUGCACUAAAGCUAAAAGGGUGAUUUCUUCUAAUAAACCUUUACAGUUCUUGUCAAA
Molecule: messenger RNA, 4885 nt
Organism: Bombina bombina (fire-bellied toad)
Lineage: Eukaryota; Metazoa; Chordata; Amphibia; Anura; Bombinatoridae
Gene: PDE8B
Product: phosphodiesterase 8B
Exons: 22
Coding region: 463-3099 (878 amino acids)
Biological process (GO): signal transduction
Molecular function (GO): 3',5'-cyclic-AMP phosphodiesterase activity
Source: RefSeq, a predicted model, not a curated record